This is a messenger RNA of Lepisosteus oculatus (spotted gar), 2415 nucleotides long. RefSeq names its product F-box protein 4 (gene fbxo4). Gene Ontology annotation, molecular function: protein binding. Gene Ontology annotation, cellular component: SCF ubiquitin ligase complex. Gene Ontology annotation, biological process: protein polyubiquitination; SCF-dependent proteasomal ubiquitin-dependent protein catabolic process. The record is from RefSeq and is a predicted model, not a curated record. NCBI's taxonomy places the organism in Eukaryota, Metazoa, Chordata, Actinopteri, Semionotiformes, Lepisosteidae.
AAAAGGUUUUGCAUCACCCCCAAGAAACUAUACGCACCACCACCUAAUCCAGGUGGGGCAGUCUUGCCAUGCCAUGAGAUGCUUACAGAAGCAGAUUACAGACGAGGAUAAUGAAGUUACUUGUUCCUUCACCAUAACUCUCUGGAAGGUGGGAGGCACCAAUGUCAGGGAAUUAUGUAGGUUAAUAAUAAGCAGCUUCACCACAUUCCCAGGAGAAGGAAAAAUCAAGGGGACGAAGACGAUAAUAAUGGAUAAGAUCGAGUGUUAUUGUAAAUGUUUAUUGUAAUUGUGUUCGUCAACGCUGUAUUUCGUCGGUCAUGACAAUAAAGCUCUUUGAAUUUGAAUCAGGCACCAUUUACAGAGAACUACAAUAACCACGAUGCAUUAGUAUUAUCUCAUGCUCUGGGAGACGUGGAACUUACAGCGUCUGUUUUGGAAGCAUCUGCGAUUUUACUGAGCUUGGGUGGAACUGGAUCUUGACAUGGAUAUUUCUUACGUUUCUUGUUGAGGAAGACCACAAAGCGGUGAUACAUUUGUUAAAGUAAAUCGCAGAUAUUGGACUUAAAUUAAUUUUCAGGUUGAUAGCACGUUUUCAAGGUGCAAAUAGCUACACUUUUACUAUAUUCUAUAAUUACGGACCUCUAUAUUGUAGCUUAACCUGUCAAACCAAUGUUAACUCGCUGACAGCGACGAUGGCUGAAGGGAGAUGGAGUAGUCUGGAAUCUGCUGUUAUUAACAGUUUGAGGAAGUUUAGAGACAGGUAUUUCCAAAUUGCUACGAAAAAUGAAAUGACUGAAGGAAAUUCAGAUCAAGAAAAAAUAACAAGGACAUGCUACUUGGACAGUUUACCGGUGGAUAUCCAGUUUUAUGUCAUGUCUUUCCUGACCCCUCAAGACCUGUGCCAGCUGGGCAGCACCAGCCAGUACUGGAGCUCUGCCGUGCGAGAUCCAGUCCUGUGGAAAUACUUCCUUCUCAGAGACAUCCCUUCCUGGUCCUCCAUCGACUGUACCUCCCUGCCAGAUUUAGCGACUCUCCACAAACCCUUACAUGAGAGCACAGAGAGUUAUCCAGACUUCAUGGCAGAGUAUUUAAGAUGUUACCCAGCAUCAAGAAGACGAUCAAGACCUCUCAGACCGAGAUAUAGGGCGGUAACAUCAUUCUUUCACUCCCUGGUGGUUAACUCCGAGCCCUGCUUUGCCAUGUUUGGCCCCGGCUUGGAGCAACUGGAUGUCUCAUACGUGCGGAAAAUGAUGACCUCUCCAGAUGUGUUACCUAUUGCGGGCUUUCCUCAAAGACAGAUUAAUGGUGUUGGAUCUGGAAUAAGCUUCAGGUUUAAUAACCAGCAGACAUUUAACAUUAUAACAUUGUACUCGGAAACAAAGAAAGAAAGGGAGAGGGCUCGGCUUGAACAGCACAGCGUCCAGAGCAAACUGUUCCUGCGGGAGGCAGACAGCAAGGCAGAGCGUUCCACAGCAAAGUACACGGCAAUGCCACACGUCCAGGAGGUGUGCAGAGUUGUGAAUGGUUUCAUCUAUGUGGCCAAUGCGGAAGAGAACGGAGGUGCGGACCGUGAAGAAGAAUUGGCCCAAAUUCAAGCCAUGAUUGACCCGGCCUGGGGGCCGUCCACUCGUCCCUUGCUGGUGCUGUCCUGCAUUUCCAGGGAGGGAUGCAGGAGAAUUCCUUGUGUAAACAUGGCUGAGCAGUUGCACCUGAAACAACUUCCGAACCCUUGGCUGGUCCAGGACUCUGAAGCUGAAUCACUAAAUGGAUUUUUAAAUGGAAUAGAAUGGCUUUUGGGAGAAAUUGGGAUAAAUGUUUAGAUCAUUCAGAGUAACCUUUCAUGCUUUUGGAAAUUGUAAAUAUUAACACAACUCUUAAAAGAAAAGAACAGGUAAAAAUAUUUGUGAAGACUACACCUCUUUUAUAUAUCAGAGACUUAAUAUGCAAAUUUUAUGUUUGUAUUUGGAAAGAAGUGAUUGGCAUAGUUCAGAACUUUUUUGAAUCUGUAGGCAUCAUCGCUUCAGGUGAUAAUAAGUGGAAACCUGCUCGAUGUCAAGGAUACCAUGAUGCUCCUAUUGUGGAUGUGUCAACUCAGUGAAUUGUCACUAAGGUGUACUGUAUAAUUACAGAUUGAAGCUGUUUUCUUUCUCUGGUAUUACUGUUGGCAUUUUAAGGUUUGACAGUCCACAUGACAGAAUCAAAACCUUAAUUACUGCUCCUGUUCCCUGUUACAGGGAAGUGUUCCCAAUCACUAACCCUCAUUUAACCCAGCACUAUCCCACUUAAUGCAGGGUCUGUUGUUAUCUGGGGUUUAUUGCACUGUAGCACUGCAUUAUUGCAUACCAGCACGAUUAUAAUGCUUCUAUCCAGCCUCUAAGGUCUUUCAGAAAUAAAUGUACCUUUUAAUGAAGUGAA